Messenger RNA from Penicillium antarcticum, 1389 nucleotides. Its product is annotated as amidohydrolase. The transcript is spliced from 5 exons. Gene Ontology annotation, molecular function: hydrolase activity, acting on carbon-nitrogen (but not peptide) bonds. NCBI's taxonomy places the organism in Eukaryota, Fungi, Ascomycota, Eurotiomycetes, Eurotiales, Aspergillaceae. The record is from RefSeq and is a predicted model, not a curated record. Bases 1 to 1389 code for a protein of 462 amino acids.
AUGCUGUACACACACGCAACAAUUGUGACAGUGGAUCAAACCCGCCGCAUAAUAGAAGACGGCGCAAUCCGUGUCCUGGGACAAAACAUUGCCGACAUAGGCAAAACAGCAACUCUCAAAGGAAAAUACCCACAAGAAGAAGAGAUCAACCUAACCGGCCGAAUCAUCGUGCCAGGUCUAAUCUCAACACACAUGCAUACAGCGCAAACCCUCCUCCGCGGCACAGCCGACGACCUCGAGCUCGUCUCCUGGCUCUGCGAGCGGAUCUGGGUGCUGCAGGGCAACUUCACUGCGGAAGAUGGGUACGCCGCUGCGCGCCUGAGUAUCGGCGAGAUGCUGAAGUCUGGAACGACUUGUUUCUUGGAGAGCAUGUUCGCCGAUCGGUAUGGGUUUGAUGGACUUGCCCGUGCGGUGGAGGAGAGUGGGAUAAGGGGCUGUCUUGGCAAGAUUGUUAUGGAUAUUGCUAAGUAUGCUAAGGAUGAUGCUUGGGCUAUGUAUCCUGGUCUUGUGGAAGAUCGUGAGACUUCACUGCUUGGGACUGUUGCUAUGUGGAAGAAGUGGAAUGGGGCUGCUGAUGAUCGCAUUCGGGUUUGGUUUGGGGCGAGGACGCCUGGAGGUGUUUCGGAUGCUCUCUACAAGGAGAUGACUGCUAUCUCCAAGGAGAAGGGUAUUCCUAUCACCAUGCAUUGUGCCGAGGUCAAGGCCGAUCGUGACUUCUUCGCUUCGGUUGACCAUACCCCCAUGUCGUACUGCAACUCCGUUGGUCUGCUGGGUGAGUCGACUGUUCUCGCUCAUAUGGUGCAUCUGGAUGAUACCGAUAUCAAACUCCUCGCUGCUUCGGGAACUCACGUUGCCCAUUGCCCGACAUCAAACGCAAAGCUGGCAUCCGGCCUAUGCAGAGUCCCCGACCUCCAACGCGCCUCGGUAAACAUCGGCCUAGGAACCGACGGAGCACCCUGCAACAACACCUGCGAUCUGCUCCAAGAGAUGAAGCUAGCAGCAAUCAUCCACAAAGGCGAAACCCAAGACCCAACCGUGGUCCCCGCCGAAUCCGUGCUAGAAAUGGCAACUAUCAAUGGCGCCAAGGCGCUAGGCCUGGACGACAAGAUCGGCAGUCUUGAAAUCGGCAAGAAGGCCGACUUUGUCGCUAUUGAUCUGCGAGGCAUCCACUCGCAGCCUUGGUUCAACCCUGUCAGUGCCGUUGUGUAUACUGCUACCGGGCGCGAUGUUGAGCUUGUUGUUGUUGAUGGGAAGGUUGUUGUUCGUGAUGGUGAACUUGUUACUAUGGAUGAGAAGGAGAUUGUGCUUGAGGCACAGAGGAGGAGUAAGGAGGUUGUUGAGAGGGCUGGGUUGGGGAAGAAGGUUCAGCCUGUUUGGCCUAUUGAGUGA